Molecule: messenger RNA, 1128 nt
Organism: Striga hermonthica
Lineage: Eukaryota; Viridiplantae; Streptophyta; Magnoliopsida; Lamiales; Orobanchaceae
Source: the annotation of a GenBank genome assembly
AUGGGCCUCCCCUCCGAGCUCCACUGCGAGAUCCUCCUCCGCCUCCCUGCCUCUUCCCUCUUCCGAUUUCGCGCCGUCUGCAAGUCCUGGUGCCACGAGAUCGACGAUCCAUCCUUCAUCAGAGCCCACACGGUACACAACCACCGCACCUCCACCUCCAACUCCAUCCUCCUCCUGACAUCAUCCUCCGGCGCCAUCUACUCUAUUCCCGUCGAUUCUCUGAACUACGUCGAUGGCCAGCGGUACCUCAGUGUCACCCGGGUCCCGAGCGCCCUGCUCCCGCCGGGAUCGAAUCUCCGGUUGGCUGCGGACUCCGGCAAUGGCCUCGUCCUCCUCAUCCGCCACAAAGAGUGGGUUAUAUGGAACCCUCUCACCGGAGAUUAUCUCGAGCUGGCCCCGACUUGUCUCGCAAGAACCCCAUUUUUGGGAUGCGGGAUAGGGUACGACCCGUCCUCAGACGACUACAAAGUCGUUAGUAUCCUCGAGGAAAAGAAACUCGUGAACCAGGCUCACAUCUACAGCCUCAGAUCUAACUCUUGGAAGAUGAUAGAGGAGAAGUGCCCGUCCCGCCUGUGGACCCCGAGUGCACCCACAGUGUUAAACGGGGCCCUGUACUGGGUCACGGAUGAAAUGGGCGAGCUAGUUGCGCUGGAUCUGGCCACCGAGAAGUUCCGCAAGCUGCCAUUGCCAUAUUGUAGAAGGUCGUAUAUCGUGCGUUCCAAGGUUUUGGGAGGGCGCUUGGUCGUGUUUCAAGAGGAAGAUUCGUGCACAGCUUGGGUUUUGAAGGACUAUGCAGCUUUGAAGCCGGAAUGGGUGAGGCUGAUCACACCCAUGGGACUCAGCCUCAUCAAGGAGGAGACGCAGUUUGCGAUUUCUCGUGAGCGCAUGAUUUUACUCUGGGAUGUCAAGAAUCAUUCUGAGAAGCUCAUAUGGAUUGAGGAGCAGGUGAAUUUUUCCCAACAUAUGGAUACUCUUAUUGUUGCUGGGGAAAACAUUUUCCGAUUUGGGGUGAAGAGGAACUGGAGUGAGGCUGAUGAUAAGAGGAGUGAAAAGAUUGAAGUCCUCUUCAGUGAGAAAGAGUUGCGCCCUUUUGUCUGCACUUGUGGUGGCCAUCAGAUGACAGAUUAA